AUGUCUCCAGCCAAUACGUCAUGUAUUCACCCCUCAUCCUUCCUGCUGUUGGGAAUCCCAGGACUGGAAAAUAUGCAGUUCUGGCUUGGUAUCCCAUUUGGUACGGUGUAUCUGAUUGCCCUCCUGGGGAAUGUCAUCAUCCUUUUUGUGAUUCAGACUGAGCACAGCCUUCACCAACCCAUGUUCUACUUAUUGGCCAUGUUGGCUCUCACUGACCUGGGCCUCUCCACUGCCACCAUUCCCAAAAUGCUGAGCAUUUUCUGGUUCGGCUUCAGUGAGAUUGACUUUGGGGGAUGCUUAGCUCAAAUGUUCUUCAUACACCUGUUUACAGGCUUUGAAACAUUCAUGCUUGUAGCCAUGGCUUUUGAUCGCUAUGUUGCCAUUUGCCACCCUCUUCGAUACAACACAAUCCUCACCAACAGAACUAUUUGUAUUAUUGCUGGAGUAGGAAUGCUGAAAAAUUUUGCUUUGGUGCUUCCACUUGUGUUUCUCCUUCUAAGGCUUUCAUUCUGUGGGAAUAAUAUUAUACCUCAUUCCUAUUGUGAGCACAUGGGCAUUGCCCGCCUGGCCUGUGUCAGCAUAAAGGUCAAUGUAUUAUUUGGAUUAAUCCUCAUCUCUAUGAUACUUUUGGAUGUUGUUUUGAUUGCUCUCUCCUAUGUGAAGAUUCUACAUGCUGUCUUCAGACUCCCUUCCUGGGAGGCUAGGCUCAAAGCUCUUAAUACCUGUGGUUCCCAUGGAUGUGUCAUCUUAGCUUUUUUCACUCCAGCAUUUUUCUCCUUUAUGACUCAUCGAUUUGGCCACAAUAUUCCACGUUACAUCCACAUCCUCUUGGCUAAUUUGUAUGUAAUCAUCCCUCCUGCUCUUAACCCCAUUAUUUAUGGGGUGAGAACCAAGCAGAUCCGAGAGCAGGUAGUGAUGAUCUUCCUUUUUAAGGAAGUUUGACUACAAACACCUGAUUUGGAAAGAGUCUUAAAAUCUUUUUCCUUUUCAUCCAUAAAAGAGGCAAGUGUUGUUAAGCUUUUUUAGAGUAAAUGCUUUACAGUAUAUGAUGUUAAACACAAUGUUUCCUCAUUUAUGUGCAGCAUUAAAUUAGAGAUAAAUUGACAGAUAAUUGUUCCUAGACUAACUAUAAAUAUUAUUGUUAAAUAAAUACAGGUCACUUAUUUAUGUAAAUCAUACUAAAAUUCGGAUCCAAGGAUAAAGUCUUAGUGCAAUUCAAGUACUAUUUUUUUUUUUUGGAGUACUAUCAAUUAGUCUCUUUACAGAGUUCACUGAUUAUGGUGGAGUACUGAGCUGCCAAGAACCAUCAUAG
Molecule: messenger RNA, 1312 nt
Organism: Canis lupus familiaris (dog)
Lineage: Eukaryota; Metazoa; Chordata; Mammalia; Carnivora; Canidae
Product: olfactory receptor 52E8
Exons: 1
Coding region: 1-942 (313 amino acids)
Biological process (GO): G protein-coupled receptor signaling pathway
Cellular component (GO): membrane
Molecular function (GO): olfactory receptor activity; G protein-coupled receptor activity
Source: RefSeq, a predicted model, not a curated record